AUGAUCAAGUUAUUCCAUACGCGUUAUCAUGACACUGAAUUGGAGAAGGCGAUGCCGGAUGAAAUUUACGAUUGUCCUUCGACAGCUGACAACCCGUAUGAGGCUGUGACGUAUGCUGAAUGUGUACGAUGCAGACACACCUUUCGAUUCCAUGGACACUACAAUGCACGCAAAGAUACAAACAUAGGAAACCACUGUAGGAACCAUCCUUCUGAGGUUCCAAGACCCUCUUCUCAGCGUACUAUUGAGUUUGACUUUUUUGGGAAAGGAGAACCAUUUGAACAUCUUGGGCGUAUCUUUGGCAACAAAGAGGAGAGAAUGCGGUAUGACCUGCUUAUGUAUUUCUGGAAAGAUUCUAUCCCGUUUAGAAAGGCAGAUUCUCCAGAUUUCAUUUCGUUUGUUGCUUCAUUUUACCAGCUCGUCGUUCAAGAGACUACAAGUGAUUCUCGCAUAACAGGUUCAAGACAAGAAGCUGUCAAAUUUUGUUUCAAAUACCUCCGGAAAAGAAAAUUGAUCUCGAAAAUGGUUGACAGAUCUUAUGAUUGCAUGAAAGAAGGAAUCGUUGCUCCCAAAGAGGAGAUGAUUCUACCGAAACACAUAUAG
Ogataea philodendri is the source of this 603-nucleotide messenger RNA. RefSeq lists its product as uncharacterized. The record is from RefSeq and is a predicted model, not a curated record. Bases 1 to 603 code for a protein of 200 amino acids. The transcript has a single exon. Lineage: Eukaryota; Fungi; Ascomycota; Pichiomycetes; Pichiales; Pichiaceae.